AUUCUGCCUCCUACAUGCCCUCCCAACUUCAUCGCUAAAGGAGCACAGGUACUUUUGUCCAUGGGAAUAAGAAGUAAUGGACUGCCCCCCUGACGGAAAACUACCAAACGUACUGUGUCUGUGAACAGGAGAGUCAGGACAAUAAAGUCCUUUCGGUCAUCAAGCACUGAAGUGGACCAGCGCAGAAAUUUUGGAGCGGCCCCAGAGCCUCCGGCUACACACACAGCGGAUCAGCUCAUCUGAUGGUCUUCACUUUAUCUCAGCCCGGUUUAAAGGGAUCCGAUUCCGUGGCGAAAUGCCUCCCAAAGACCCACAGCUGACCGGACUACAAGCACUGACUGCAGCUAAAUGAGAUUCUAGAAUGGAAAUGUUGCGGAGGGGAAACCUGAGGAGAGGAGUGGGACUUUGUCUUCUGCUGCUGGCUCUCGUGCACGAGGCCACGGGCCAGAGAAGAAAGACAGGACGCAGGAACAACUACAGGCUGCAUGAUGAUGGAGGAAAUGGUCUGACAUGUUCACUGGAGGUGGCCUUCAUUCUGGACAGCUCUGAGAGUGCAAAAAUAUUCCUGUUUGAGAAACAGAAGGCCUUCGUCUUGAGCUUCAGCACACGGCUUGCCCAGCUGCAGGUAGCUGGCUGGACAGUGAAGAUGCGAAUGGCUGCUCUUCAGUACAGCAGCUCCGUGUCCCUAGAGCACAGAUUCUCAGCCUGGAAAGACCUGGAUUCAUUCCACGGUCAAGUCAGCACCAUGAACUACAUCGGCCAUGGCACCUACACCACCUACGCCAUCACCAACGCCACUCAGCUGCUGGUGCAGGAGACGCCGGCGGACAGCGUCAGGGUUGUCGUGCUUAUGACAGACGGGGUCGACCAUCCCCGCAACCCUGAUGUGAUCGCGGCUGCAGCAGAGGCCAAAGGUCAUGGCAUAAAGUUCUUUGCUGUAGGGUUGUCACACAUCGCCCAGCAGAGUCAGAAUAACGCCAAGCUCCGGGCCAUUGCCAGUACACCCGCUCAGCAGUUUGUCCAAAGUCUUCUUGACCCUCAGCUGGAAGAGAAACUGCUCAAAGAGAUGGCUGCAGUUGCAUUUGAGGGGUGUCCAAAAGCCCAAGUAUGUUUGUGUGAAAGAGGAGAGAGAGGCCCUCCGGGAAGCCAAGGUAGAAAAGGAGACCAAGGCUUCACAGGGCCACCUGGUCUAAAAGGAUCGAGGGGGGAGCCUGGCUUGAAUGGUCGACCUGGAAAUGAUGGUCCAGAGGGUCGUCCAGGUUACAAGGGCAACAAGGGGGAGAGAGGAGACUGUGGCACUCCAGGGGAAAAGGGUGACUCUGGACCUGAGGGACCUCCAGGCCCACGAGGCCCACAAGGAGAACAGGGAUCACUGGGACCACCAGGAGAUAUGGGUCCUGAGGGCCCAGCAGGACCUAAAGGAGACCGAGGACCCAGCGGUGUUCCUGGACCAUCAGGGGAAAUUGGCAUUGGAUUCCCAGGAGCUAAGGGUGAAAAAGGUAUUCAGGGAAGAUCAGGUCCCCCAGGUCCAGUUGGAAUAGGAGAACCAGGACUACCAGGUCCUCCAGGACCACCUGGGACACAGGGAACCCCUGGACCGCCUGGAGAGGGGUUUCCAGGACCGAAGGGUGAUCGAGGCUACGACGGUCCAAGGGGCAAUCGUGGGCUUCCUGGUGUCGGGGUCAAAGGUGACAAGGGCAAUCUUGGACCACCUGGGAUUACAGGUCCACCUGGUGCUCCUGGGACAGGACUUCAAGGAGAAAAGGGCGAUCAAGGCCCAAUCGGACCUGCAGGACCCAGAGGAGCUCCAGGUAUCGGCAUAACAGGACCCAAGGGGAAUCAGGGCCCCACAGGUGAGCCUGGACUGCCAGGUGAGAGAGGAGUGGGAGAACCAGGACCCAAAGGUGACCCAGGUGCUGAGGGGUUACCAGGUAUACCAGGUCAACCAGGAGAGGAUGGAGUCCCGGGACAAAAGGGUGACAUUGGGUUACCGGGUCCCAGAGGACCUGACGGGGCUCCUGGUAAAGGUGCUCCUGGAGUGAAGGGAGACAGAGGGGACAGGGGGACCAGGGGCAUGCCAGGUGCAGUCGGUCCUGUGGGGCCAAUGGGGGCAAAGGGGGAACCAGGAAUUAUGGGGCCACCAGGUACAACUGGACCACCGGGGAGAGGUAUACCUGGUGCUAAGGGAGAACCAGGUCCACAAGGUCCAGCUGGAGCUGUGGGAGAGCAGGGGAUAGGUUUACCUGGGCCUAAGGGUGACAGAGGGGCACCAGGACCUGCUGGUCCACCUGGACUGAAAGGUGAAGGCUUCCCCGGCGCUCCAGGACUUCCGGGGCCUCCUGGAUUGACAGGAGAGACCGGACCAGAAGGUGUUGGUUUACCUGGACCAAAGGGGGACAGAGGCUUGCCUGGACCUCCUGGGCCUGCAGGGCCACCAGGCAUCGGUCUGAUGGGUGCUAAGGGGGCAGCCGGCCAAAUGGGGCCACCUGGUUCACAGGGGUUACCUGGGGAGGGCAUUCAAGGAUCAAAGGGGGAGCCUGGAUUUCAGGGGAUCCCCGGCCCCAGAGGUCCUCCUGGACAAGGUCUGCAGGGGGACAAGGGGGAGCGAGGGUUCAGAGGUGAGAAGGGCAAAAAGGGAGACAGAGGAGAACCUGGAGAGCCAGGAACCAUCGGACCUCUGGGUAGAGUGGGACAGAAGGGAGAGCCCGGACUCACAAGAGAUGAAAUCAUCAAAAUUGUGAGAUCCAUAUGCAGUUGUGGGGUGACCUGCCGUCAAACCCCAUUGGAGCUCGUGUUUGUGAUCGACAGCUCAGAGAGCGUCGGCCCUGAUAACUUCAACGUGAUCAAGGACUUUGUGAACGCCCUGAUUGACCGAGCCUCGGUCAGCCGAGACACCACACGGGUCGGCGUGGUCCUCUACAGCCACAUCAACGUGGUGGUGGUCAGCCUCAGGCAGGAGGCCACCCGUGACGAGAUCAAGUCUGCGGUGCGCUCCAUGACCUACCUGGGCGAGGGUACGUUCACCGGCAGCGCCAUCCAACAGGCCAGCCAGGUGUUCAAGGCGGCACGGGCAGGUGUGAGGAAGGUGGCCAUCAUCAUCACAGAUGGGCAGGCCGAUAAGAGGGACUCGGUCAGCCUGGAGAACGCCGUGAUGGAGGCUCAGGGAAGCAACAUCGAGAUGUUUGUGAUCGGGGUGGUGAAUGAGAGCGAUCCUCUGUAUGAGGAGUUCAAGAAGGAGCUCAGCCUCAUGGCCUCUGACCCCGACAGCGAACACGUCUACCUGAUUGAUGAAUUUAAAACACUUCCAGCUCUUGAGAGAAAGCUGCUGAGUCGCAUCUGUGAGAAUGGAGAAAGACAUUUGUUCAGCUCCGUCCCGAGCUCCAGACUUCCUCCAGGAAUCCCCGAGGUCUCCGGCAACGUCCGGGAACCCCCGUACAGGACGGACACAGACACGCCCACCUUCACAGGAGACUUCAGGAGAGUUCAGAUAGUGCCCGGCCCUCCAGGCUCUCCCCUGGACAGAGAACCCAUCAUCCCGCAGAGAUCCAAGCCGGAUGACAGAACCUCCACAGAGGCUCAGAGAUUUCCAUUCUUUGACUGGGAACCCUUCAGACCCGUAACAGAGUUCCUGCCAAAGUUUGAGGUAAAGAAACCCUCACUCCACGGUAUGGUGAUGACCGGGGCCAUCGGGCCAGCUGGUCCCACUCUGAGGGCCCCGCUGGAGAGGAGGACACCACCACCAACUCCACCGACUCCCCCGACUCCCCCGCUGCUGCACUCUGAUGCCUACACAUCAGCAGAGCGGUGCAGCCAGACCUUGGAUCCAGGACCGUGUCGUGAUUACGUGGUGAAGUGGUACUACGACGCCACAGCCAACUCCUGCGCUCAGUUCUGGUUCGGAGGCUGUCUGGGAAACAGCAACCGGUUUGAGACUGAGAAGAGCUGCAGAGAAACCUGCGUCAAGACCUAACAUAGUCACAAUGAUAUGCAUUCAGAAAAGCUCACAUUACUUUGUCACAAAGUUAAACUUAAACUUCAGUGCAUUAGUAUUUUUCUUAUAGCUACGACAAGUUUAGGGAAAUAAAAAGGAAAUGGUUUACAAGCAUCAUUAAAACAAAAUUAGCCUAAGAUGGAGUUUUAGUUUUUAAAAUGUUCAGUAUUUUUUUUCUGUUGGUCAAAAGACUUUAUGUAUUAAUUGUGUGAACCAAGCAAAGAAACAAAUGUCUGUGAUGUUACUGACACACUGUUGAGCAGUUCUGUAAAAUAAAACUUUUUAGCCACUAACAUUUCUAUUCAGAAAAGUAACCCUUUUGUAUAAUUCAAUGUAUUUUUUUAAUGUUUAUGUUUUUUAAUACUGUGUAAUGUCAUUAAAGAAAAUAAACUAAGCAAAUAAACUUUUUAAUCACAGGCACUGGA
Lates calcarifer (barramundi perch) is the source of this 4416-nucleotide messenger RNA. RefSeq names its product collagen alpha-1(XXVIII) chain. Lineage: Eukaryota; Metazoa; Chordata; Actinopteri; Centropomidae. The record is from RefSeq and is a predicted model, not a curated record. The transcript has 36 exons. The coding region runs from base 362 to 3970 and encodes 1202 amino acids. Gene Ontology annotation, molecular function: serine-type endopeptidase inhibitor activity.